AUGUCGGAUAAGAAUAAAUUAGAACUAAACAGUUUCGGCGGAUCAGCCGCUGGUGGCGAACGAUAUCAGCCCAAUGCUAAUAACGCCAGCUCUGCCACAACUGGUGCCACAACUGGUGCUGUGCCUACGGAAGUGAAAUUAGUUGAUUCAGAUUUACCCGAGAGAGGCCAGUGGUCGGGCAAAAUGGACUUUCUUAUGUCAUGUAUCGGUUAUGCCAUCGGAUUAGGAAAUGUCUGGAGAUUUCCAUACCUUUGUUAUAAGAAUGGAGGAGUUGAUCUAACAUUGGAUCACAAAAUCAGUAUAAAUCGAAAGGAAUUCUAG
Molecule: messenger RNA, 321 nt
Organism: Medioppia subpectinata
Lineage: Eukaryota; Metazoa; Arthropoda; Arachnida; Sarcoptiformes; Oppiidae
Source: the annotation of a GenBank genome assembly